GGCCUAAUUUUUCAGUCCUGCUUAAACCUUCUCGAUGCGGCAAUUGCCAAUUUUUUUCACCUAGGCAAAACUUCGCUCGCGGAUGCGUUGCUUGCUACAAAUGGCAUCAUUUCCUUUCGCCAAGCAGGAAAGCUGCGAUUCAUGGACAGCACUGAAGCAGAACAAUUACGUGGCAUUACAAUGAAAUCAAGCGCAGUUUCCCUCUUUUACAACCCUUCAAUUAAAUUAACUCGACAAGUGUCCCCUCAGUUAGCCGUCGAUGAUCCUGAUUCUUAUCUUGUUAAUCUUAUCGACUCUCCAGGGCAUGUGGACUUCUCUUCGGAUGUUUCAACUGCUGUUCGUCUCUGUGACAGCGCCAUCAUCGUUGUAGACGUUGUCGAGGGUGUCUGUCCACAGACACGGGCUGUCCUCCGACAAGCCUGGAAUGAGCGUCUCACACUUAUUCUCGUUUUGAACAAAAUUGAUCGCCUCUUUAUUCAGCUUGGUCUCACGCCUAUUCAGAUGUACGAUCGGAUUCUACGAGUUCUGGAACAGAUCAACUCGAUUUUGGCUGAAAUGUUUACUGCGGAUGUGCUGCAGCAAUCUUAUAAAAACAGAAAUGGAGUAUGUGCCGUCUGGUUUCGCUUCGUGACAACGGCGGACCAAUCGACAGGAACUGCCUAUGCCUGGAGCACGGGUUUGGAGACGACAGACGAUUCCCAUGUCUACUUUUCUCCAGAUCGAGCUAAUGUCGUGUUUACUUCUGCGGUAGAUGGAUGGGGUUUCCGAAUUUCCGAUUUCGCCGAGGUGUGGGCUGAGCGCCUAAAAUUACCCAAGAAGGGCUUACUGAAGGCAUUAUGGGGGGAUUAUUACUUUAUCCCUUCCUCCAAUGGCGGACCACCCAAAGUCAAGGGACAUGCCAGAGCAAAGGAUAAGAAACCUGUCUUCGUCCAACUUAUUGCUGAUCAGAUCUAUCACAUCUACAAGACACUUGUUCUGGAUGGAAACCGCGACAGAGCAGUUCACAUUGCUGAACGUCUGGGCAUACCGCUGGAGCCGCGUUUGCUUCAGCUAAACGUUGACAGCCGAACUUUAUUGCGCUCAAUUCUUAGUACUUGGCUUCCCCUCGGGCCGGCCAUGUUUCGUGCAAUAGUUGAUGUCUGUCCUAGCCCUCUGAAUGCUGUCGAUCAGGUUCGGGCCCGAUUAAUGCUGUUUGGAGAAUCCUGUAGGGUUGGAGGCGGUGGUGGUCUAGUACAAUCCAUUUUGCAAGAAGUUGAGUUGGAAAAUGGCUUGAAUUCAACAGAAGAGAAGGAUAACCGUGAUCCGUCUGCGUUUCCAGCCAUUACCGGCAAGUUACUAAGCGAUCUUUACUUAAUAUGCCCGUUUUCAGCGCUGGAAGCCUGUAGUUCAGAUGCUGACGCCCCCGUGAUCAUCUUCGUUUCGAAGAUAUUUUGGACGGAUAAACAAAAAAAUCCCUUUCACAGCGUCGUAUUAUCCAGAGAUACUCCAAAAUCUUUAUCUGUGACCAAAUCAGUGUCCUUUGCUGCAAACAGGACGAGUCUCAAUUCCACUUCUGAUAGCAAGGCUGUUCCAAUAGAAGCAGCCCCAGUGAGGCCCGAUGUCGAUAGCGAGUUUAUCGCGCUUUCGAGAAUCUAUAGUGGUCGAGUGAAAAUCGGGCAGCGACUUUUUGUCCUUGGACCAAAAUUCGACGGAAGCUGUAUUCCAGAAUGUCUUUUGGAUGCAGAACCCUCCGAAUUUCCCCUUGGCCCACUUCAAAUACCCGAAGCAGAUGAAGUUAUUCCAUCUAUUCAUAGUCGUCGAAGAUCCACAUCAACAAGUUCAUCCACCAAUCAGGGUCAUUCAUUAUCCGGUGGUUCUUUUGAUGGUUCACACUGUGAAAAGCGUGUUCUUCGCCACGCCUAUGUGGCCGAAAUCGCUGACCUAAUCCAGUUUGGCGGUGGGCAGAACAAUGUCUCUCGUCUCAGUGAUCCUGUGUGUCCGAUCGAUUCACUCACUGCGGGCAAUGUGGUUGGUCUCAUCGGCCCAUCAUUAAUAACCAGUGUACCUAAGUCCGGACUUCUGGUCUCUAGCCUACGUUUAGUUGCAAGUCCCACAGCACAUCGCGUUCUCCCACUAGCUGGUCUUGCAAUUUGGCAUGGUGCUCCUGUCGUAUCUCUUGCCAUCGAACCUGCGAGUGCCUCAGAUCCUAACGACAUGGUGAGACUUGAAACUGGACUCCGUCUUCUGGAAAGAUCUGAUCCUUGUGCUGAAGUCACUAUUUCAUCAAAGGGCGAGUACCUUCUGCAUGCUGCCGGGGAAAUCCACAUGCAAAAAUGCAUUGAGGAUUUGACUAAGUACUUUGCACCAGAUCUAGAUUUGCAUACAUCACCGUUUGUUGUCCCAUUCCGAGAAACUGUGACUGAGGCUUGCCCGCCUGGUUCGUAUGUCCCAUUCGAUUCACUUGCAUUUGCUAAAACCUGCCUGGAACAAGAGCUCAGGGAAAAACACCUAGUGUACGACGAAGAGCGGGAAAAUUGUGUGCGUCUGUGCCUCGGUGAAGAAGGACGGUUGCAGCAAAGUCGCCAACCCACCUCGGCAAACGUAAAAGCUCACGGCACGACUGACCCAACACGCUACCUGCCAUUGGGCAUGCUCCAACUGCCUCACAGCAAGUCAAAGACUCGUGUCUUUAUUCGCGUCACCGCCCACCCAAUCCCAAAGAACCUACUCGCGUGGCUCGAGACUCGUGCUUUUGCCUAUAUGCCCCUCCUUCUACGUUCAUUCAAGCACAAGUCAUCUUCAUCACGCCGCUCUUUGGCCUGCCUGAAAAAGUUUGAGGAAGAAUUAUCUGCCCAAUUAGAUGAAGUGCCCCCAGAGGCUUGCUCUUCCCUUAACUGGCCUUCUCUCAAAGGUCGACUCCUGUGUCUUGGACCGCAACAGGUAGGACCAAAUCUUCUCUUUUCUCGUCUUCGAUCGGGCCUGUUUCGUUUGGAUACAGCCUGGGGUAAACCAUUACCCCCUUGGUCGGACUCAACUGGAGAGGCCUUUGCAGAAUCUGGGGUGAGUGUCGAAGCGACAGCCCAAAUCCCUUUCCUGAGCUAUGGGAAGGCCAUACUGCGCGGCUUUCAGGUGGCGACGGAACAAGGACCGCUGUGCGCUGAGCCUCUACGUGGUGUAGCCUUCGUCCUAGAGGAAAUAUUUGCUGAGGAUCGUAUGCAGUUACCCACCCCCAGAAUUCUCACUCCAAAUGAUCUCCUCGAGAAACCUGAGGAUUCAAGCCGUGGCUUAGUGGACACAGAACCUGUGGCAGAUGGGCUUAAUGUACACGAGAAUCCAGAUGUCAAAGUGGAUGAAGACGAACCUACAGAAGCCGAUCCAGUUCUUGCAGCAUUGAAAGCGAAACGGGCCGCCAUCCAGAUGCGCCAAAAGGCUCACCAUCUUGCCUCUUUUUCGCGGUUGAAUGGGGAUGAUUUUGUUGAUGAUGAUAGUGACGAUGACGACAAUGUCGAUAGCGAGUGGAGUGAAACUAGUGACGAAGCAUGGCAUAGCGACAAUACCAAUGCCGAUUCUAAUAAUCAAUCAGAAGACCCUAAUCCCAGAGAUUCAGAGGAACAUGUAGUCGAACCUGAAGUUUUUCAUUUUUUGAACCAAAUUUCGUUGCAGAAGAGGAUAUCCCUUUCCGAUUACUAUUACUGGCAACGCAGGCAUGAUAAUGAGUGGCUCUCCGAUGUCACCCCUGGGUUAUUAACGCCAGCCAUGGCGAGAGCUUGCACCUCCGCCUUUCAAGCCUGUCCCGGUCAGCGGCUUGUCCUUUCGAUGUACGACAUCGAGCUUCAGUGUCGCGGUGAUGUGUUAGGCCGGAUGUACGCUGUCCUACGGAAGCGCUACGGCUGUGUAACCAGCGAAGAGAUGCGUGAGGGAGAAGAAUGUUUUAUAAUCCAUGCCCGCCUUCCGGUGAUUGAAAGCUUCGAUCUAACAAACGAGAUUCGUAAACGCACGUCUGGUCUUGCAAGUCUUCCACAAUUACGUCCUGGUGGAUGGGAGGUUCUCGAUAUUGACCCUUUCCAGCACGAUGCCAGUGGUCAGAUAUCAGCUCUUAACGAGACCCACGUGAAGAUCUGGCAGCGCCAGCAGGAGAUUAUCAAACGACAACGGACAACCGACAGAGAGAUCAGCUUGGCGACCUCUGCAGUUGGGAGGGAUGGUGCGUCUUUAUCAGACAGUGAUCAAGACGAAGAAUUAAUACAGGACGAUGUAAACAACCAACUCAAUCGUCUGAGAACGUACAUUCGUGAUGUUCGCAAAAGGAAAGGUUUAGAUCUACACGAACAACUCGUAACUUCUGCUGACAAACAGAGGACAUUAAAAAAGAAUAAGUAA
This is a messenger RNA of Mesocestoides corti, 4359 nucleotides long. The record is from the annotation of a GenBank genome assembly. NCBI's taxonomy places the organism in Eukaryota, Metazoa, Platyhelminthes, Cestoda, Cyclophyllidea, Mesocestoididae.